Formica exsecta is the source of this 4902-nucleotide messenger RNA. RefSeq lists its product as uncharacterized. NCBI's taxonomy places the organism in Eukaryota, Metazoa, Arthropoda, Insecta, Hymenoptera, Formicidae. The coding region runs from base 966 to 1367 and encodes 133 amino acids. The record is from RefSeq and is a predicted model, not a curated record. The transcript is spliced from 4 exons.
AACAAAACUGCAGAAAUUACGAGCGAAUAAGUGAGAGAAGCCCCUCUCUGCUUGGCAUAAGAAAAUACUUAAAAUUCUCUCGGAUUUAUUCGCAUGCUAAACAUAUGAGUCAUGGGUGAUUCGUUGUUGGACUCAAUUUGCAUAUUUCACGCGGUUGGACACAAUUAACGAAUUGCAUCUUAUAAUUUGAAGUUUCUUUUUGUACAUUUUACUAUCUUAAAAAAGGAAAUAAUUUGGAAAAAAAUUUAGCUUCAAAAUAGCUUUAAUGCCUUUGGGAAAAGUUUAAGAAUUCAAUCGUCAAUCGCGAAACUGCAAAGAUUGCCUCUGGCAAUGUCCCGACGUAGAUCUCCGCGAGCGUCGCGACGCUCGGCAAAGUUAUUUUGAAAAUAGUGGGGCGUUGCUCUAUUUCUGUCGUGCUAGCCAGGGCCAUUUAGUCUACGGUCUGGCUUCCUUACUAGGAAGCUGCGUAUCCGAAAAAUACAUUAGCCGCUUUCGUGCUUUUGAUUGAAAAUUAUCGAAAGAUAGUUAUGAGACGAUAAACACGAGAAAGAGUUUUAUCCUCGAAUACAAUCGCGCAAGACUUUUGAUCGAGACAAGUGUAAACGAAGAGCCCAGCUGGCUAUAAUUAUUGCUUCCAGGAUAAACCCAGAUGUAACGUAAAUUCGAAGAGUCGUACCGAGAGAUGUCCACUUGAGAUUGAGAUUGAGAAGUGUGACAACGUAUUACAAUUUAACGAUACGAUUAAUCGUUAUUUAAUCACAAUGCGUGACAACAGAUGCAGUCGCGUUUGCAAAUAAUACUUGAUUAAGCAAAUCCGUGAUGAUGAUGGAAGAAAAUGUUUUGAAUCUCGUCAAUGAGCAUAUCGAUUGAUGUAAUUCAACGAUACAAACUGUGUGAAUAAAACUCUGAAUGAUUUUAAAGCAACUUGAGGAUAUCUGCUUAGUAAUUAUUGCGAAGGAACAAACAUGUUUUGGGUCGAGCCUGACGAAGAGGAGGAAGCGUUGCUAUGCAGUCCUGCUCUGAUGGCUAGACGAGCCUCAGAGUCUUGGAUCGUUGCACCUCCCGUAGAGGCGAUGCCGACACCGGCAAUGCCCCUUCAACGAAAAAAAUCACUGCCGGACGUGGCGCAGCCGAUCCAGCUCACAGCCACGGCGCCGCUGUCGAGAGAAGAAGUCAGUAUCUUGAGCAGCUUAAGAAGAGAGGAGAUCCGCAGACAGAUCGACGAAAGUGAGAGGCUCAGAGCGAAUCCGUUUUUAUAUCUAGUCAGUCCUCAGGUUAAAGACUGGUUCUCUCGACAACAACUCGUGAUGCUGGUGCUCUUUAUCAACAUAUCCUUAGCCUUGAUGUUCUUCAAACUGCUGACGUAGCAGCCAGCCGACGAUCGGGUUCACGGAUUCGUGGUAGACGUGACCUGAAACCCGGCGACAUCGCGACGUCUUGGAUCGUCACCGAGCCAGAAUUUCGACAGAAAACGAAACGGAGGAUAUGGCCGCACCAAAAAUCGCUGGAAACGAAUUUUAUGAGCGACUUGCUCGGUCGCUUGCGCGUCGCGAGCAUUUUGCGAAAAGGAAGGGAUUUGAAUCGAUCGAUACGAACGGAAAACUCACGGAGAAUCACUUCAGCGAGGAUUUUUAAGGCGAACACAUUCAAAUUUCGAACGAUUGCUAAUUAGACGAAAAACAAAGAGAGCAACGAGAGCAUCCUUCUGAGAUAUCACGCGGGGACCUACGAUAGAUCCAGCUUCAAAUUUUGUAAAGUAAAAAGGGCUUAAACGCGUCAAAAAAAAAUAUAAGUAAAAUGCAAGAGUAGUUUAAGGAGAGUUUAAAUGACAAUGCAUUUUCGAAAACUAACAUACACCGGGGAAAUAGAAUUUAAUGUUCUGCUUGUGAUAAAGCUUUUUCCCGGUUUGUAAAUUUGGCGCAUAAAUCCUUUUUAAUUAGCACGUUAUUCAGGGAAAAGGAAAAUUUUUGAAGAAAACAAUGAAAUUUUGGAGCGUUGUUUGUUGUAAUCUCCGCGGGAAGGAGACAUCGACAACAACAAAAAUCAUUCUUUGGAAACUGAUUGCGCAAAUCUCGCGCAUUCCCACAACGUCCGCGUAUUGCAUACCCUAUAUUUUUACACCAAAUACUUUAAUAACUACUUGUACUACUUGUAAGUAAAGUAGACUAAAUUCUACUUUGGGCGGAUCGAUGCGUUACGCGCACAUACGCAAAUCUUUCUUCGUAAUCUUUUCUUUUUCGACGAUCGGCUCGAGCGCAGUAAUAGUGACGAUUGAAUUGUACUCGAUCAAUUUUUCAACAAGUUAGCCACUUGUCUGAGGAUGCCGACCGUUCCCUCUCUCUCGUUUAUUCUUAAAUAUUACUAUUCGAUUUGAGAAGCAGCGUUAAAACUAAAGAAUUCGUACUUAUAUAUAGCAAUUGUAUUUUAGCAACGAUCGUAAUUAUAGCCAUGAUGCCGCACACGAUAUAAAGAAUAGAUUCGUUAAUGCGUAUUCGAGCAUUUAUUACGUGCAUCGCACAAUGUACGAUUGCAAUAAAUUACGUAAAUUUGUAUAAAGUUAUCAUAAGAUAGAAAGAGAUUACUCUUCUAACUUGUACGCGAACUUCGCGAAAAUACAUAUGUAUAUAUAAUAUACAUAGUUACAAUUAAUAUUGUUAGAUAUCGCAACGGCUUGAUUUGAAUUUUUCAUCAUACCGUUUCUCGCCUUAAUUUUCUCCAACGAGCGGCUAGUAAAAUACAUAUAUGUAAAUCUAACAAUAAGGUGAGAGAUCCAAGAUCAUACGUUCCGAAGCGUGGACGCAAAAGAUUAAUAUUUUUUUCCUAUUUUCUUUUCUUUACAUUUUGCGUUUAAGAAAGAUAUUAACGUUGAAACGCGGAUGAUUCAUAUCGACAAUCGAGUUGUGUACAUAGAAUUACCAGAGUUACGAUAACAUUAUUCAUCGAGACGCAAAAUCGCAAUCUCUCGAUAUAUAUAAAUCACGACUCUUAUAGAAAUAUCUCUCAGAUAUCAAAAUUGCGAAUUAAAUACGAUUUUGCUUACGACGAGAUCUCGUAGACAUCUUGGAAAAAGAUCCGUGACUGUAUUGUAUAAUAUUCGCGAGACUAGUGAAAAUUAAAUUGUGCAAAUGCUUUUUGCGUUACGAGAUAUUUGCAGUCUCCUUUAUCUCGUACUUUGCGAAAAUAUGGAAAUGCAAGAUAAUUCUUGCAUUUCCUCUUCCAUGAUUUCGCAACGAAAUUGAUGAUCGGCCUUUCUGCGCUCGAGCGACCAUAGUUUUCUAGCCUCGGGGGCAUAGUGUGUCAUAUCUUUAAAUAAAUUUGUAAAUAAUAGUGCAAGAGCGUCGAUUGCGCAAAGUUUGUCCAUUCUACGCGAUACCGUUCUCGCGCUCUCGAUGCAAAUUUGCCCGAGAAGCAUAAAGUAUCAAGAAUCCAAAUCACCUUUCCGCUCGAAGGUUCUUGCUCUUUUUACAUGGCAAAACUAAGCUUCUUAUAUAUAUAUAUAUAUAUAUAUAUAUAAUGUGCUUUCUGACAGUGCCAAUGACAGAGCUAAUACUUCCGCGGAAAUAAAUAUAAUUGGCAAUAUAGCCAAAAUAAAUUCGCUUUCAAUUAUACUCUAAAUCUAAAAAUCCUGGUUUGAGCGCGAGCACGUAACGCAAAAUGACUCAAAAAUAACAUAAAACAUUCGAUCGAGGUAUAGAUAUUUUUGACGCUAUCUAUAUUGAAAAUGCGAAAAGCAUAAAAAAACCAUUAUUCUUUGUCAUCGAGGCAUACAGUUUUUUUUCUGAACAAAUCGGACAAACUUGUUUAUAGGCCAGAUUUGUAAUAUUGACUUUACACGUCUGGCAUUUAUUCUAUAACUUGAUAGUAACACGAAAAAAAUUGUAAUUUAUAUGUCGAAGAAUUUCUCUCUCCGAUAUCAUACGAUACAAUAAAAGGAUGUUAAACUUGUGAAAGGAGUGUCAAAAAUGUCACGUGUAAACCCAGCUUAAUUAAAAACGAGUAUCCUAACUUUAAAAAGGACGAGGUCAUAUAGAAGAAGAAGCCGGAAGAAGAAAUAUGUUGAAUGUUCCGGCUUAAGAGAAGGACCAACGUGACAUUCUGUCACGAGGUGCAUUCGCAUAUAGAGAUACUAUAGUUAUUAUUAUAUACGCACAUUCGCCGUUACGGGGUCACACGUUUUGUGUGCAUAUAUACGAUUAAUUAAUUAAUCCCAAAGAAAAGCCACAGAAAAUUAUUCGUAAUAUUAUUGGCAGAGCAUCAACAAGGAUAGAAAGAGAUUAUAAUAAAAAUUGAAGAGAUGCGGAAAGUCAUUUUUGUCAUCAAAAUUCCAUCAUUGGGCAAGGAAAAUUUGAUUUGUAUAGCUUUAAUUAUCAAAUGAAGAGAUUGAUAAAUAAAGCAAUAUAUAAUGCCAUGUCAUAAUGUGUAUAUACAUUGUAUACAUAUGUGAGAGAUCACAUGUAUAUUUUACUCUUGUUAUCUCUUAAUAUAAUAUCGCAGUUGGCGCGCAUAUUCCCUCCACCCCGUAAUUAUUAUAUAUUAUUAUUAUUAUUAUUAUUAUUAUUAUUAUUAUUACUAUAUUGUACUACUGCUACUAUUAUUAUUACUAUUAUUACUACUACUCUACUGCUAUUAUUAUUAAUUAUUUAAAUUACUAUUAUUAUUACCAUUAUAUUGUUAUCACCGUAUCAUCAUUAUAUCAAAGAUUUGCGAAUAUUUAAAACGAAAAGAUGGAUGUGAAAGAAAUUUUGGUACCUUGGAAAACAUGCGACAUACAUAGACAUGCGCGCGCCACACACAUAAACACAUACACACACACACAGAGACACACACACACAGAAACUGUUGGAAAGGAGACCUAUUGUCAUUGUUAAUUCGCGCAAGCAGUGAUUCAAUAAACUUGUAUCA